AUGGAGCCGUCGGCCUCCAUCCUCCCAGGGGCCGGCGGUUUCCUCCAGCCCUGCCAGAGCAGGAGGCUGUGCCGCGGGGGCCACAGGGCAGGGAUCCUGCUCAGCCCAGAGCCUUUUGUGAUCCUGAACUCGGGCUUUUACGCGCAGAGGCUGCUGGCACACCGGAGACCGCAGAAAUCCUUCUUCGAGACGCUCAUCAGGAGCCUGAUCAUCUUGUGCGUGGCGAUAGCGGUGGUCUUGUCAUCCAUCUCCGUCUGCGAUGGCCGCUGGCUCUUCGCGAGGGGGCAGCUCUUCGGACUGUGGCACUUCUGCACCGUUAGCAACGGCAGCGUCCUGAAGUGCGUCACUGACCUCAGCCUGGCCAAGGUGGAGGGGCUGAGCGUGGGGGUGAUUCCCAUAAGAAGCAUGGUGUCCUUUGCCGUUGUGGUUGCCAUAUUUGGCCUGGAGCUCCUGAUGGUGUCCCAAGUCUGCGAGGAUGCCAACGCAAGGCGGAAGUGGUCGAUGGGCUCGGUUCUCAUCCUCGGCUCAUUUUUGCUGUCGGCCACUGGGGUUCUGAGCUUCUCCAUCCUCGUGAAGGAUCACCUCACCUUCACAGGCUUCACGCUGACGUACUGGUGUGAGUUCAUCGCUGCCUUUCUCUUCUUCCUUAAUGGGAUCAGUGGACUUCACAUCAACAGCCUCACACACCCCAGGAACAGGGUAGGCAAAAUCUAGGCACAAAGGGUGUACCUCCACCUUUGUGUAAUCAGCUUUGCCAAUUAGACUGGAAAAAAGGGAGUCUAAUGAAGCUUGAAAAGGACACCGUGUCUUAAAUUGUGUGCAAGGAGGGGGAGCAUGAGUCAGUCGUGAUGCCUGUAGAAGACAUACCCACCCACUGGUCAGCGUGGAGGGCUGUGCAACACGAGCAAAGCAGAGACUGAGACUGGCUGCCGCUGAAAUGCAUUUUUCUGGAGUGGUUUAAAGAAGAGGGUGUCCCGUUAAACGUGUGGAGGGGUGGCAGACAUGCGAGCUCAGUUUUGAGGCUUACACAAAGCCUGCACUGCUGUGAGUUUGGUGUUGCUGGGCUUUCCCCUGUACUCUGGAGCCUGUGAAGAGCAUGACACAAUUUUGGCAUGUCUCAUGGCUUUGCUCUGUCUCAGGGACAGAUGAUUUGUCCUGGCCAUGCUCACUGGCAUGGAGUAUUGAAAAUCUUCACUGGAUCUCACUCCUCCAUUUCUCUUUCAAAAGAGAAGGCACACAGGUCUUGAUCUGGUCACCAGUUUUGUUUCCUGCUGGCACAGUCCCUGUAUCUGUCCUUUCCUCUGAGUUUUUUGGGGACGCCACUGCCGGAGGUGCAGGGAGAUGAGCUGCCUGUAGGAUACGUGCCAAUAAGUCGCCCAAACUGACUCUCUCGCAGCCCUUGCAAAGUUCACUGUAACGGGGCAUUUCUCUUCCUGGUUUCUUUUUUGUCCAUUUGGGGCAAAGAAGGACAAGCUCUGCAGGGGGUUGAGGUGGGCAUUGUGGCUGGGCAGACCAUGCUGAGACCACUGCACCUUCUGGCGUCUGUUUCUGGUUGUCGGAGUUUCCUCCUAGGGCAAUGGGAAAUCUGCUCAUCCUGUAGCAUAUCUUCUGGGAGGAGAAAGCUCUAGGUCCUCCUGACCAGACCAAGUCCUUUUCUUCCCCUGAUUAACAGUGGGUCUGGGAGGAGAAUAAGCCCAAGACUGCCUCAGGAGAGGCUGAUGGGGGCAGCUCUAAUCUGUCACAGCUGAUGGAAGUCCAAAGAGACUUAGCCAAAAUUAUACUUGGUCUGGUCUUCCUCCUGCCAAUGCCUGAGUCAGGAUGUCUACAAUUGCUGUAGCUUUGAAGUUCCCCAUGAUGUCUGAUGUAAAAUGAGAAAAGACCUCAGAGGUUGGGUUGCCCCACAUGGCCUCCCUGCCCAACAUACAGCACUCCACUGACCACAGAUAAAAAUGUCUUCAGACAAUUUCAGGGUCUCUGGUUUAAUGUUUGUUUUGUAUCCUCUGGUAAGGUUGCUUGUAUUUUUGUGUUAGGACAAAUGUUUCUACAUGUUUCAUCUCUGUAGCUUGUCUGAUAGCUGUUGAGCAAGGUUUUCAUUUCCUGUGCAGCAAGUUUGACACAAUUUUUCACCUGAAACAAAAGCAGCAUAGCACAAGGGCUGAGGAGGCUGUGUAGGUGAGCCACGAGUAAACAACUUUGUCUUUGAAAGCUAAGGAUCUUGAGUCCUCCCUGAGCAUACAUCCGCACUUGCUGAAUGUGCUCCUGUGGACUCGCUUGCCUUCAUGAGGACAGCCUCCAUUCCUUCUCAGAUUUCUGCAACUUUUUAAGACAACACUCCUGUUGUCUUAAAAACCUGUUUUGCGAUGCAGUUUCAGUCCAGGCUUACUCUGGACAGUGCCAGUUGUGCUUUUGCACAUGAAUCUGCCCAUCUUUCUAGUGAGAUAAUGCACAAAGCUGUGCUAGCCAGCCAACUCCUGAAGCUCUUGCAAUGUUUGGGGCUCUGUCAGGGUUUCUUGACCCACUCUCAAGGACAAGGACUUGUACCUUUAACCUGCCUCUGGAAAACUGCGCUGUGAUUGUGUUUCUCUUUGUGAAGAUGCUUUUGAUUUGCCGAAUUUUACUGUUGAACACAUGCUAGUGGGCUGAACUUGCAGAUGCUUGUGUGAGCAGUGCUGUUGGCUUUAGCAGAGCCACUUACCCCAGAGAGAUUCUGCAAGGUCUGGUCCCAAACCGUUGCACUUUGGUGUUACCAGGUGGUAGAGUGCCUUAACUAACCAGUAAAU
Messenger RNA from Pygoscelis adeliae (Adelie penguin), 2780 nucleotides. It is a transcript of the gene TMEM37, whose product is annotated as transmembrane protein 37. Gene Ontology annotation, molecular function: voltage-gated monoatomic ion channel activity; calcium channel activity. The transcript has 3 exons. NCBI's taxonomy places the organism in Eukaryota, Metazoa, Chordata, Aves, Sphenisciformes, Spheniscidae. Bases 1 to 714 code for a protein of 237 amino acids. The record is from RefSeq and is a predicted model, not a curated record. Gene Ontology annotation, cellular component: membrane.